Molecule: messenger RNA, 886 nt
Organism: Leptinotarsa decemlineata (Colorado potato beetle)
Lineage: Eukaryota; Metazoa; Arthropoda; Insecta; Coleoptera; Chrysomelidae
Source: RefSeq, a predicted model, not a curated record
UAUCGUGAAUAUUCGCUGCCAGGCAGUGCGUCUCUAUCGAAUAACAACGUGCGAAAGAUCGUCUCCUCCUGGGAGGUAACCGGGUAGCGACUUCGAGGUGACGAACUUUUUCUUUUACUUGUGACAGGAUGUGACAUUUGUGUGUUUUUCGUGUGAUGGGAAAUGACAGCGGCAACUAGAACUAUGUCGCCGAUUCGCAAACGAAACUGCUUUCUAGUCUUCACCCUUUUUAUUCUUUUACCAUUUUGUUUGUUUGUGCUUCUGUCGCAACCAGGAAUAUUCUGAUCAGGAAUUAAGAUGGAUGACUUGAAUAAGAAAUCUUUUCCGUCGUCCCUCAUGAAAGUAAGCCGUGAGAGUACCCGGGACAAUACAAAGAAACUAGUUUCGACAAGUGAAGACGUAAAUGAAACAAUAGAUAUCACAUUCAAGGAAGAAGUAAUUCACAGAACUGAUUCUGAGACUGAUACGAAUAGUGAAAAUGAGCAAGGAUCUGCAAAACGUAGUACACGGGAUAUUUCUGGAAUGAGACGUUACAUUGGAGAUUUUCAAAUAAAGGAUAUGGAAGAUCCCGCCAAAGCUAAACAAUAUUGGUUCAUUUCUCGUAAACGUAUGAAAGAAUAUAGGAAAAAAGUUCGAAUGCUAAGUCAGUACUCUAGAAGACUCAGCAACAAAAUUGCUUACCAAAAAACUCUGCUGGAUAUGGCGAAAGACGAGGACGAAAGCAAUUUGCCUCAUUUGCUUCCUGAGGCAUUGGAAGCGGCGAAAAAGAAGACGAUAUGGGUGAUUAAAAGUGGAGUUUGAUUUUGAAGAAUUGUAGAAUAGUCAUACACAAUACGAAUGUAAAUUUUGAAACAGUGUUUUAAAUAAAUUAAAAAACUUCUAAGAA